Molecule: messenger RNA, 375 nt
Organism: Melampsora larici-populina 98AG31
Lineage: Eukaryota; Fungi; Basidiomycota; Pucciniomycetes; Pucciniales; Melampsoraceae
Exons: 5
Coding region: 1-375 (124 amino acids)
Source: RefSeq, a predicted model, not a curated record
AUGUCCUUCAAGAAUUAUCUCACCAUCGUUGUGAUGUGUAUCGCCAUGUCUUUCUUUACCAACAUGAUCUCAGUCAACGCCAUCGAUUGUAAAGGUGCAUACAAGACGGAUUCCGAUCACGCAUAUUGUACUACGGAUGAACAGAAUGUGAACACCCGCACUUGUAGUCUUAAUAAGUGUAGUCAUGAUAACGCUCCAUUUGUUGCAUGGACUGGCUGUGUACCUCAGAGUGGAAACGGACCAGCCGUUUCACAAAACUGUGUGAACUAUGGUUACUACGACUCAAAGAGUUACCUCUGUAGCAAUGCUAAAAGUGAUUUUUUCAUUUGCCCUCGUAAGUUUGGGCAAAAACCAUUUAUGUCAUGUGACUGCUAA